ACCUUCGUCGGCCACGUGACCGUGCGUCACAAUUGUCCAUGUUAGUUAGCUGUUGGUUAGCCGUUGAGCUAGAGCAACAGUCGCUUUUUUUUUACAACAUAUUUACUUGAAUUAAACAACUAGAAUGGAGAUUGGGACGGAGAUAAGCAAGAAAAUAAGAGCGGCAAUCAAGGGCAAGCUUCAAGAGCUCGGUGCAUAUAUAGAUGAGGAGCUUCCUGAUUAUAUCAUGGUGAUGGUUGCAAACAAGAAAACCUCUCAACAAAUGGCUGACGAUCUCUCCCUGUUCCUCGGCCACAACACUCUUAAAUUCACAGUGUGGCUUCAGGGUGUCCUUGAGAAGUUGAGAUCUGUUGCAGUCGAGCCUGCAUCCCUAAGUGCAAAUCCUAUCCAGUCUGACGGUGGUACUGUGGGUGAGAAGAACCGGUCCUCUGAUAGUGAGGACAGCCGAGCCGAGGACAUGAAGGUGCUGAUGGUGUCCAGCUCGCGCUCCGAUAGGGCUGAAGCACGCGUGUCCAGUUCUGCUUACGAAAGCAGAAGAGGCAACUUGGAGAAGAAUUCCUCUCGGCUUACCUCCACUGUUAAGCCCUUGAUGGAGCAGCUCCCGCAAGAUGCUGUUAUUGACAUCAAGCCAGAGAUGGAUGAUGACCUCAUUGCCGAUGAUCCUGUAGAAAUGGGCACCAACCACGGUCGAACGCGCGGAUCGGCUGGUAGACCCACAGCUGAAAUCUACAAACCGGGUCAGAGCAGAUUUACUUCAUUAGGCUCCUCAGAAAGGUGUCGACCAUCAGAAGGAUCCUCUCACUCCAGGCAGCAGGACAGCAGAAGCAGUAGAAGCUCCAGAACCGGCUCCAGCAGGCAGCAGCAGCAGCAGGAGGAGUUGUCACGGAAGCGCAAGGCGCCGGUAGCGAGCUCGGUGGUGCGAGUGAGCCGAGCAGCCGACGAGGACAGCGACGAGGUGGACGAGGAGGAUACAGGCUACGGAGGCAGAGGCCUUUCCAGUAGAGUGUCCUUACCCUCCAAACCAGAGCGCAAGCCUACUCUGCCUCCAGCCAAGCAAGCCAACCGUAACCUGAUACUAAAGGCCAUCUCGGAGGCUCAAGACUCCAUUACCAAAACUACUGCCUACCCCGGAAUACCAAAGAGGCAGACUGUUCCUGUUGCACCUCGUACUCGCAUGGCCAGCAGUGAGGAAAUGACUGCAGCCAUUCAGCUGGUGCAGGAGCACCUGCACAGCCUGACCCCCAGGGUUCAGACCUACACCUCUGCAGAGCCGCCUCCCUCCAGAACAUCUGCUCCGGUAAGAUCCUUAGCUUCUCGCCUUCAGUUGGACAUAGCCGAUAGCAGUGAAAGAGGAGAGGAAAGUGACUACGGCAUCGAGGUCGUUGAAGGCAGUGAGACGAAGCCAUUUGAUACCCGCUCCUUCAUAGUGAGCCGACCGCAGCUGGAAGAGACUUCAACCAGAAGCCAGCUUCAUCCUCAGGUCAAAGGGGAAGUCCAGUCUGCCGUACCGCGCACUCUCCAGUCCGGUAAGGAGAGGAGUGACUCUGCAAGCCCCAAGUUCAUAGUGACAUUGGACGGAGUCCCAAGCCCGCUGGGCAAUCUCGGUGACAGUGAGAUGGAGCUGGAAUAUGUGAGACCGCCAAAGGUCACCGACUCGACCAUCCUCGCCAACAGACAGUCCAAAGUCAGCAUCCUUCACAGACUUCAGGGGGGAAUCGCAUCAGCAGAAGUUGAUGUGAUGGAAGUCGAGAUGGCGGAAGAGGGGGCCGUCUCUUUAAAGAAACGUAAGGUGACGGAGCGCUGCAAGUUCUGGCCGGUCUGUAACAGUGGAGACGCGUGUUUGUACCAUCACCCUACAGCACAGUGCAAGACUUUUCCUACUUGUAAGUUUGGGGAUCGAUGCCUUUUCGUGCAUCCCAACUGUAAAUACGACGGCAGGUGCUCCAAGCCGGACUGUCCCUUCACUCACGUCAGCCGAAGAAGCACAGCCGCUCCUCCUCCCAGGCCAGCAGUGCCGAAGAUGCAAACCGCGAGUGUGUGCCGCUUCUUCCCAGAGUGCAAGAAGAUGGACUGCCCAUUUUAUCAUCCCAAGCCUUGUCGCUUCGCGGCACAGUGUAAACGAGCUGGAUGUACCUUCUACCACCCGACCACAGCGGUGCCGCCGAGACACGCACUGAAGUGGUCAAAAACGCACAGCAGCUAAUAAAGUGCAGGCAGUCUCAAGGAAGUGGGAUGGUGGACAUUUGAAGCUAUGGAGGAUGUUUGCUCUCUGUCUCUAUUGAUUUUCAUUGACUUUCAUUUCAUUUUAAAAGAUGUUUGGGUUAGUUUUAAAAAAAUUGUUUUUUAAGAUGAAAUGUUUUUUUGCUCUCUCGGAAUAUUAAAAUACUCUACAUCAAACUUCAA
Molecule: messenger RNA, 2403 nt
Organism: Gasterosteus aculeatus aculeatus (three-spined stickleback)
Lineage: Eukaryota; Metazoa; Chordata; Actinopteri; Perciformes; Gasterosteidae
Gene: zc3h14
Product: zinc finger CCCH-type containing 14
Biological process (GO): regulation of mRNA stability
Cellular component (GO): nucleus; cytoplasm
Molecular function (GO): metal ion binding; poly(A) binding
Source: RefSeq, a predicted model, not a curated record